AUGGGCAACGGUCUCUUCACCCAGACCAGGCCCGAAGUCAGGCGUAUCAUCCCAGAGGCCAAGCCCGGCACCAAGGUGGUGAAGGUCGUGUACGUCGUCCUGGAGGCUCAGUACCAGUCCGCUCUCAGCCAAGCCGUGCGGAACAUCAACCGGACGCGCAAGGACCUGAACGUCGAGGUCGUUGGCUACCUUGUCGAGGAGCUCCGUGACGCGGACAACUACGAGAUGUUCCAGAAGGACCUGGAGGAUGCGAAUGUCUUCAUCGGUUCGCUCAUCUUUGUUGAGGAGUUGGCCCAGAAGGUGAAGGCCGCCGUGGAGGCCCAGCGUGACCGCAUGGAUGCCGUGCUCGUCUUCCCGUCCAUGCCCGAGGUGAUGCGGCUGAACAAGCUGGGGACAUUCUCCAUGUCCCAACUCGGCCAGUCCCAGAGCGCUAUUGCCCAGUUCAUGAAGAAGAAGCGUCAGGAGGCGGGCUCGGGCUUCGAGGAGAGCAUGCUGAAGCUCAUCCGUACCCUCCCCAAGGUGCUCAAGUACCUGCCCACGGACAAGGCUCAGGACGCGCGUAACUUCAUCAUGAGCCUGCAGUUCUGGCUCGGAGGCUCACCUGACAACCUCGAGAACUUCCUCCUCAUGAUUUCCAACUCGUACGUGCCUGACGCGAAGAAUCUCGGGAUCACCUUCAGCGAUCCGGUUGUGUUCCUCGACACGGGUAUCUGGCAUCCGUUGGCGCCGACCAUGUACGAUGACGUGAAGGAGUACCUCAACUGGUACGACACCCGCAAGGACCUGCCGGCGAACCUCAAGGGCGACAAGGCUCCGGUGGUCGGAGUUAUCCUGCAGCGCAGCCACAUCGUGACGGGCGACGACGCGCACUACACCGCUGUGAUCAUGGAGAUGGAGGCUCGCGGCGCCAAGGUGGUGCCGAUCUUCGCGGGCGGGCUUGACUUCUCGAACCCCGUGGAGCGUUUCUUCAUCAACCCCAUCUCCAAGAUGACCAUGGUCGAUACCGUGGUGUCACUCACCGGUUUCGCGCUCGUAGGAGGCCCCGCCAGCCAGGACCACCCGCGUGCGGUGCAGGCGCUGCAGAAGCUGGACGUGCCGUACCUCGUGGCGUUGCCGCUGGUGUUCCAGACUACUGACGAGUGGAUGGAUAGCUCCCUUGGCCUGCAUCCGAUCCAGGUUGCUCUGCAGGUCGCCCUCCCCGAGCUUGACGGUGGUCUCGAGCCUAUUGUCUUCUCUGGCCGCGACAGCCGGACCGGCAAGUCGCACGCCCUGUACGACAGGGUGGAGCAGCUGUGCACCAGGGCGGUCAAGUGGGCCGAGCUCAGGCGCAAGCCCAAGGCCGAGAAGAAGCUCGCCAUCACGGUGUUCAGCUUCCCUCCCGACAAGGGCAACGUGGGCACGGCGGCGUACCUGAACGUGUUCUCUUCCAUCCACUCCGUGCUCACCGAGCUCAAGAAGGACGGGUACAACGUGGAGGGCCUGCCCGAGAACUCGGGGGAUCUCAUCGAAGAGAUCAUCCACGACAAGGAGGCCAAGUACAACAGUCCGGACCUCAAUAUCGCGUACAGGAUGCCGACCCGCGAGUACGAGCGCCUGACGCCGUACCACAAGGCGCUGGAGGAGAGCUGGGGCAAGGCCCCCGGGAAGCUCAACUCGGACGGGCAGAACCUGCUGGUGUACGGGCGCCAGUUCGGGAAUGUGUUCAUCGGCGUGCAGCCUACCUUCGGGUAUGAGGGCGAUCCCAUGAGGCUGCUGUUCUCCAAGUCCGCGUCUCCCCACCACGGCUUCGCCGCGUACUACACCUUCUUGGAGCACAUUUUCGAGGCUGACGCCGUGUUGCACUUCGGUACCCACGGUUCUUUGGAGUUCAUGCCCGGUAAGCAGGUGGGCAUGAGCGACAUGUGCUUCCCCGACUCGCUCAUUGGCAACAUCCCGAACGUGUACUACUACGCUGCUAACAACCCCAGCGAGGCGACGAUCGCGAAGCGCCGCAGCUACGCCAACACGAUCAGCUACCUGACCCCGCCCGCUGAGAACGCGGGGUUGUACAAGGGUCUGAAACAGCUCAGCGAGCUCAUCUCCUCCUACCAGGGGCUCAAGGACACCGGUCGCGGGCAGCAGAUCGUGAGCUCCAUUAUCUCCACCGCGAAGCAGUGCAAUCUGGAUAAGGACGUGGAGCUCCCCGAGGAGGACGCGGUGUUGGAAUCCGAGGAGAGAGACACGGUCGUCGGCAGAGUGUACGGCAAGCUGAUGGAGAUCGAGUCCCGUCUGCUCCCCUGCGGCCUGCACGUGAUCGGCGAGCCUCCGUCCGCCAUGGAGGCUGUGGCUACCCUGGUGAACAUAGGUGCGAUCGACCGCCCCGAGGAGAAGAUCCGGGGCCUGCCGGGCAUUCUUGCCCGCUCCGUUGGUCGCGACAUUGAGGACGUGUACCGCGGGAACGACAAGGGUAUUCUCAAGGACGUGACUCUCCUGAACGACAUCACCCAGGCCUGCCGCACGGCCAUCACCGCGUUCGUCGAGCAGACGACCAACAGCAAGGGGCAGGUGGUGGACGUGGCUUCGAAGCUGGGAUCCGUGUUCGGGCUCAGCUUCAACGAGCCGUGGGUCAAGUCCCUGAACCAGACCAAGUUUGCUGGCGCGGACAAGCAGGAGAUGCGCACGCUGUUUGAGUUCCUGGGCUUCUGCCUGGAGCAGGUGACUGCGGAUAAUGAGCUGGGCGGGCUCAAGCAGGCUCUGGAGGGCAGGUUCGUGGAGCCUGGGCCAGGUGGUGACCCGAUCCGUAACCCCAAGGUGCUGCCCACAGGGAAGAACAUCCACGCGCUCGACCCCCAGGCUAUCCCCACCACCGCGGCCAUGCUGAGCGCCAAGAUUGUGGUGGACCGUCUGCUGGAGCGCCAGAAGGUGGAGAACGACGGCAAGUACCCCGAGACCAUUGCGCUGGUGCUGUGGGGCACGGACAACAUCAAGACGUACGGCGAGUCUCUCGGCCAGGUGCUCAGCAUCGUUGGCGUGCGCCCUGUGCCUGACGCUCUGGGCCGCGUGAACAAGGUGGAGGCGAUUCCGCUGGAGGAGCUGGGCAGGCCCCGUGUGGACGUGGUGGUCAACUGCUCUGGCGUCUUCCGCGACCUGUUCAUCAACCAGAUGAAUCUGCUGGAUCGCGCCAUCAAGCUGGUGGCGGAGCUUGAUGAGCCUGACGAAAUGAAUUUCGUGCGCAAGCACGCCAAGGAGCAGGCCGCCGAGCUCGGCCUCUCCGUCCGCCAGGCUGCCACUCGCGUCUACUCCAAUGCCUCGGGCUCCUACUCCUCCAACGUUAACCUGGCCAUUGAGAACUCAUCGUGGAACGACGAGAAGCAGCUGCAGGACAUGUACCUCUCUCGCAAGUCGUUUGCCUUUGACUCGGAUGCCCCCGGUGCCGGCAUGGCUGAGAAGAGGGAGAUUUUCGAGAAGGCCCUGGCAACUGCCGAUGCCACGUUCCAGAACCUGGACUCUAGCGAGAUCUCGCUCACUGAUGUCAGCCACUACUUUGACUCCGAUCCCACCAAGCUGGUGCAGAGUCUGCGCACGGACAAGAAGAAACCCAGCGCCUACAUUGCCGACACCACCACUGCCAACGCCCAGGUGCGCACUCUGUCUGAGACAGUGCGUCUAGACGCGCGCACCAAGAUGCUGAACCCCAAGUGGUAUGAGGGCAUGCUGUCCAGUGGCUAUGAGGGCGUCAGGGAGAUUGAGAAGCGCCUCACCAACACCAUGGGCUGGUCCGCCACCUCCGGCACUGUGGACAACUGGGUGUACGAGGAGGCUAACUCGACAUUCAUUGAGGAUGAGGAGAUGCAGAAGAGGCUGCUCGAGACCAACCCCAACUCUUUCCGCAAGCUUGUGGCUACCUUCCUGGAGGCCAAUGGCCGUGGUUAUUGGGAAACCACUGAGGAUAACAUCGACAGGCUCAGGCAGCUGUACCAAGAUGUGGAGGACAGGAUUGAGGGCAUUGAUACAUAA
This is a messenger RNA of Closterium sp. Naga37s-1, 3996 nucleotides long. The record is from the annotation of a GenBank genome assembly. Lineage: Eukaryota; Viridiplantae; Streptophyta; Zygnematophyceae; Desmidiales; Closteriaceae.